UCCACGCCCAGAGAGAGAGAGAGAGAGAGAGGAGGCGAGGAAGCGAGGAAGCGAGGAAGAGGAAGAGAGAAGGAGAGAAUGGGUUGGAUCGCUGAUGGAAUGGAAUCCAUACGCUCUCUCCAGAUCCGUCAAGUCCUCACCCAGGUCGUCAGUCUCGGUAUGAUUGUGACCUCGGCGCUGAUAAUUUGGAAGGGUUUGAUGUGCGUUACUGGGAGUGAAUCGCCGGUUGUGGUUGUGCUGUCAGGAAGCAUGGAGCCUGGGUUUAAGAGGGGGGAUAUCCUUUUCCUGCACAUGAGCAAGGAUCCUAUUCGUGCUGGUGAAAUAGUGGUGUUUAAUGUUGAUGGACGUGAAAUUCCUAUUGUUCAUCGUGUAAUUAAGGUGCAUGAACGACAAGAAACAGGAGAGGUUGAUGUUCUAACAAAAGGGGACAACAACUUUGGUGAUGACAGACUUCUGUACGCCCGUGGUCAGCUCUGGCUUCAGCAGCACCAUAUUAUGGGUCGGGCUGUGGGGUUUCUACCGUAUGUUGGCUGGGUUACCAUCAUUAUGACUGAGAAGCCAAUUAUUAAGUACUUGCUCAUCGGAGCUUUAGGAUUACUCGUCAUAACCUCAAAGGAGUAGGAAUAUAAUUGGGAGUACUACCCAUGGCCAACCACUCGAGUACUUCUCCUUUUAAAUUACGUGUUGUAAGGUUCUAUUUUGGCCCCUGAAUUGCCAACAUACCAGAUCGAGAAUGUAGUCGGAUAGAUAAUAUGGAGUUAAUUUUAAACUGUUUUUGCACCUUUCAUUUUCUUGUUUUCGUU
This is a messenger RNA of Dioscorea cayenensis subsp. rotundata (Guinea yam), 803 nucleotides long. RefSeq names its product signal peptidase complex catalytic subunit SEC11A-like. Bases 79 to 621 code for a protein of 180 amino acids. Gene Ontology annotation, molecular function: serine-type endopeptidase activity. Gene Ontology annotation, cellular component: membrane; signal peptidase complex. The record is from RefSeq and is a predicted model, not a curated record. NCBI's taxonomy places the organism in Eukaryota, Viridiplantae, Streptophyta, Magnoliopsida, Dioscoreales, Dioscoreaceae. The transcript is spliced from 8 exons.